AUGUCCAGCACUGCGGGCAAAUGGCGCGAGGAGCAGGUCCUCAUCAUCUGCCCUGGCAGCCGAACUACUAUGGCUCAGCUGGGGUGCAGUGAGUUGACACCUCCUGCGCGGCGCAUGCCCACGAGGAUGUUUAAGGAGGGCGAUCAAUGGGCCCCCUACCACAAGACGAAGCGCACAACUAUCGUCAAUGGUGUGGAGGAGGAUGAGUGGCUGGAGGACGUCGACGAGGAUGAGGGAGCUGUGUAUCCCAUUCAAGCUGGUCGCAUUGUCAACAUGAGCGCACUCCUCGCUUUCCUCGACCAUGUCCACGGUCUGCUUACAACUACAUAUCACAACACCCCCAUCAUGCUCAUGGCUUCACCACAAUGGACCCGUCCUGACUGCGAAACCAUAGCCCGAUACGUUUUCGAGAACACAAGAACACCUGCACUUUGCAUAAUUCAUAGCGGAAUUGCUACCCAGUACGGAUUGAAGUGGACCAGUAUGACUGUGGUGGACAUUGGUUACGAAAAAGUCGACAUUACAGCAAUUUACGACGGACGAGUCGUAAACCAUAUGGGUGUCUGUGCUACCGAAGCCGACGAAGAGAUUAGUGGAGGUGAAGUCUUCACUCGAAGCUUGGUCAAGUUGCUACAAGACAAGGGUUUCAACCACGACAUGGCCGAACAAUUAAAGAAAAGCAACAUUUGCGAGGUCCUUCCUUACAAUGGCACCGAGGAUAACUUGAUGGAGCUUCCAAAGGAGAACACUGCAGGUGUAUCGGCCGCUGCUCCUACUGUUGGUCCAGAAGCCACCACAAAAGCCCCUGAAGCCCCUAAACCUGCGGACAACGGAGAUGAAGAAGGCGGUAACGCCGAUGAUGAUGGUGUGUUGGACGUGGCAGCUAUUGUUACGAGUGGCCAAACAAAGGAGUUUCUCGCUAAAAAGGAGAAGGAAAAGGAAAAGGGCAAAGGUGGCAGAAAGAAGGGUGAAAAGGAGGCCGAGGGCGCAGCUAGGGCAGCCCGCCUACCAAACUCUAAGAGAACACACAACACCUUUUCCUACGAGGAGAUCAUCCAAGAAGAUGUCCCUCCACCAGUAAAGGAGAAGCAGGUUGUAGAGAACCCCACCAAUGGCACAACAGAAGCUCCCAAACCCGAGGGUGAGACCAACAGCGCGCAACCUCCCCAAGGAGAGGGAGAGAACGCACCCGCACCCGCACCCGCAACAGAGGAACCAAAGCCUGAAGAGCCCAAGCCAGCAGAUGCUCAAGAACCAACACAGUCGAUAGAGUCGAAGCCUGAAGCUGAGCCUAAGCCUGACGUUCAGCCUGUUCCUGAGACACCCGAGAAGCGACCGAAGCGCAUCCGUCGAGAUGUCGAGGUUGGCCUUGAGCGCUUCACCUUUGCUCAACGUCGUGAGAUUGACCGUAUUGUGAACACCAUCUACCGCACGAUUCAGGGCAUUGACGACAUGUACAUGCGACCCGCCUGCUGGGACAACCUCGUCUUCGUCGGCAACGGUGCUCGUCUGCGUGGUCUUCGUGAGAAUAUCCUCCAGACUCUCAACGCCCGCCAUCUCGUCUCCCCCUCAACCGCAACAAUGUUUACAUCGGAGCUGCCCUCUAACAUGGCCACGCCCACCGGUACAGGUGCUCAAACUCCCACGGGCUCUUUCACUGGCGCACCUCACCAGCUCUCUUCGAGCGGUGUGAACCCUUUGCUCCAGGCUGCUACUACAGCCGCUGCUGCUGGUAACACCGGCACUAACAUGGUCGGCACGCCACAGCCUGCUGGAUCCGAGGCUGGAGGACCUACCACGACUCACCACUUCCAUAGUCAGACUCCCACCAGUAUCAAGACCGCUAUGCUGCCUACCUAUCUGAGCGAGUGGACCAAGAAUGGCUUCGAGGAGUCCAUGUUCCUCGGCGCCCAGGUCGCUGCCCGUAUCGCAUUCUGUCUACAUUCCAACAUGGACGCCCAGACUAUCGACGCUCAACGGCUCAUGAGUUUGAGCAGAGUAGACUACAAUGAGUUUGGUCCCAAGGGCAUUCGUACGCACUCCAUGCUAGGCUAAAGAACCGCGCUUAGCUAGUAUUUUUGUGCGUUGUUAUAUAGGCUCUCGUUCACAUCGUUUUCGCCAAGUGGCGCUUCCGAAUGUAGAUUCGAGACAGGAGUUAUUUAGGGGCCUUCAGCGAAACGGUAAAAAGAGCAAGAUGCAAGAUGAAAUGAGCAUGAGGGCGAACAGCGAAGGCAUGAGAUAAUACCAUAGAUUCGAAUCAGUCUUGUAUGAAAACUCACAUUACCUACAUAUCCAUAUACUUGAUUGCUUGAACGAGCAUUGUCCCUUUAUAGUCACUGUCAUAACAAAUUGAGC
Molecule: messenger RNA, 2355 nt
Organism: Fusarium graminearum PH-1
Lineage: Eukaryota; Fungi; Ascomycota; Sordariomycetes; Hypocreales; Nectriaceae
Exons: 3
Coding region: 1-2055 (684 amino acids)
Source: RefSeq, a predicted model, not a curated record